AUGUUUUUUUAUUGUAUAAGCUUAAUUUUGGUGACAACAAUAUCUCUUGUCCAUGGAAUCAUUGUGAAUGACGGUGAUGACUUACCGGACUUGAAAUGGCCAUCUAAAUAUUUCGUAGAGGGGGAAAAGUGGGCUAUAUCCGGCUCUCGAGUUGAAGAUUUUCAAUAUUGGAGACAAGAUAACAUAUCACGAGUGGAUUACAAUAAUGGUGUAGUUAAGACCUUUGCUUUUAAGAAAAAGAAAAAUAAGAAGUAUGGUAUUAAAUACAACAUUUUUCCGAAGACAACUGAAGAAGUUGAAAACAAAAUGUUUUGUACAACUGAGGUCGGUUCGCGCUCUUCGAGGAUUUCCCUAGAUGAAAUCCUUCCAGAUGUGGAUGAAUUUAUAUACAAAGACACUGUGUCAACCGAUAAAGAUAUUCAUGAAUUCUUCAGCUUUAGCGAUGAUGAUUUAGAUACACCGAAAGAGGAAAGAAAAGUUUUACAUGCGCAAUUAAAGGACAACGAAACGUGGAUACCGAUUAAGCUAAAAGUGCAAACUUUUAAUACAUGGCUUGGAGCGUUGACUGAACACGUAAUAUGGUAUUUUUAUAAUUUUCAAACGGAAUUCGAUGAUGAUGUAUUUACUGUAGAAAACUACUGUAAGAAUCCUCAGAAGGUACACAAAAAAGAACCAGUCAUUGUGUCAAACGAUAACGAAGAAUACAUGGACUCCGCCUUUGAAUCCUUCAAGCAAAAGCAUAAUAGAAAUUAUAAAGAUAAGGAUGAGCAUGCUUUAAGAAAGAACAUAUUCCAAGAAAAUCUGAAGCGUGUGUUAGCCAACAACCGUAACAAUACUGGAUUUAAACUCGGCAUAAACAAAUAUUCUGACCGUACACACGGCGAAUUGCAAAAGCUGAGGGGAUUGAAGCGAAAUAAAAGGACUCGGGGCACAGUAGCGUUUCCGUACAGUGCAUCGGAAAUAAAACAAAUAUCGUCAACAUUACCAGAGGAGAUUGACCUUCGAUUGUUUGGUUUUAUUAGUCCCGUUGAAGAGCAAGAAGAUUGUGGUUCUUGUUGGACCUUCGGCACGACCUCCGCCGUUGAGGGUGCUGUUGCUCGCAGCAACGGCAGACUCAUAAAGCUUAGCAAUCAGGCCCUUUUAGACUGUUCUUGGGGAUUUGAUAACGAUGGUUGUGAAGGUGGUACUGAUACCGGAGCAUAUCAAUGGAUGAUGAAGCAUGGAUUACCGACUGAAGAAGAGUACGGACCCUACACUAAUAAGAAUGGCCUCUGCCGUAUCCAUAAUAUGACGUCUCUUUAUCCAAUUCGAGGAUAUGUCGAUGUCACACCGUAUAGCGUUGAAUCUUUAAAGGUCGCAUUGUUAAACCAUGGUCCACUUUCUGUGUCUAUGGAUGCCACAGAUAAGGUUCUUUCAUACUCAGGAGGGAUAUAUUACGAUACUACUUGUGAACCGGAAAAAUUAAAUCACGAAGUAACCUUAGUUGGGUAUGGUCAAACGGAUGGUGAGGAAUACUGGAUCAUUAAAAACUCCUGGGGUCGUGAUUGGGGCAUAGAUGGUUACCUUCACAUCUCGACUAGGGACAACAGCUGUGGCAUUACUUACGAACCGACUUACCCCGUACUAUGA
Messenger RNA from Leptosia nina, 1629 nucleotides. The record is from the annotation of a GenBank genome assembly. NCBI's taxonomy places the organism in Eukaryota, Metazoa, Arthropoda, Insecta, Lepidoptera, Pieridae.